AGCGCGGUCUGGUGUGCAGAUGCUGGAAAAAAACUUCAACAGUUCCACGUGUGGGUGAAGAAAGCUGCUGUGGAGAUCCAAAAUUCCCUUCGCAUGGGAUUUGAUUUAUCUCUGACACUUGGACAACCUUGAAGAAGACAAUCGCUACACUACGGCGCGAGUUCUCCAAGAAACCAAGGGACAAGAAGGACAAGAAGAACUGAGCUCAACGCGACAGAAGAACUUAAAGUGACAGGUACUGGCAAGGGAAAUUAAGCAUGCGAGAAGAGGUCAAGUCCAUGGACGACCACUCAGAAGGUCAGGUGGUCUCCAGGGCAGAGAUUAAGGCGAGACAACCUUCCAACACCUGUCCGGUCGUUGUGGCAACACCUGGACUCAACGGGCGCAAGCGACACACAGGAAACCAAGAUCAUGUGACAGCCAUGACCGUAUCUGGUGAGGGCAAGCCAGGCCAAGACACUGUUCAGAUUUACACGCCAAAAAGAAUCAAGAGAAGUCCCCAGCACCGCUCACCUUCCUCUGGCCCAUCUCUCUCCCCCGUCCCUGGUCCCAGCCCUGGAGGUCUGGGGUCCCUGGAAGACUCACACACCCAAAGAGUCAUUGCCAACAUCCGCGAACGGCAACGGACACAAUCCUUGAACGAAGCUUUUGCCUCUCUGCGCAAAAUCAUCCCCACACUUCCAUCGGACAAACUAAGCAAGAUCCAGACUCUCAAGUUAGCAUCGCGUUACAUUGACUUUUUAUACCAAGUUCUUCAAAGUGACGAGAUGGACAGCAAACUAACUGGGUGCAACUACCUGGCUCACGAAAGACUUAGCUACGCCUUUUCGGUGUGGAGGAUGGAAGGGGCUUGGUCAUCCAUGUCAGCUGGACACUAGUGGUUAUUGUCAUGUUAUUGCUUCGCUGACUGGACAGUGUGGUUUUACAUGAUGGUUGUAACUAUUGAGACUUUUAGCACCAAAUAUGUGUUAUGUAAAAAGAAAUCUAUCUUUCGAUCUUAGCUGAAGUAAUUGUUAUGAACUUUGAGACCAUUUGGGCAAACUGACAUUACUUGAUCAACAUAUAGGAAACCCAGAGAUGCACAUUUUGAACAGAAAACUCAAACUUGGAAUAACCGAACCCCUGGCAAACCCCUAACUAUUCCAACUCUUUUUUCCAAGUUAUUUUAUGUAUCCCCGACCACCUCUGAACUCCAAAGACUGUGGAAAAAGCAUCCGUGGGCAGCAAACUCCACUCUCUUCUCUCCUUUUUUUUCUCGAAACCGAACCAAGCCCCUUUGUUUCUUGCAGUGCCAAAAAAACUCUCCUCUGCUGAAUUCUUUCCUCUCCUCCUGGCCUGAUUCUGCUAGGCUUGCACGAAACGCCGAUACAGCCCUGUACUCGGGCGCGCUGACGAGGAGGCGUAAUGAAAACAAACGGUUAAGAAAAGCCAUGAAUCACCGGUGUCACCAUCAAAGAGGAGGCUGAUGCGGCUCCCUGCUGUGCUCCCAUAAACCACUGGGAGCGAUGGAAGAGAUGCUAAAGUUACUGCGUCCUCACAAACAAAUGUGCUUCGAUUCUUCUGCUGUAAUGGACCGCUGCAAAUGGAACUAUUUAUGGACUUCAAAGGACUCUGACAAAUAGUUGCCCGCAUGUGGAAAGACGACAUGUUUGGCCCAGAACGAAGCCAAACCGACAUCCUGGGAGAAAAUACCGAAGUUCUGCGGAGGACUUUGAUAUAAAGUUUCAUUAUCAUCAAUGCUGUUGUGGCUGCACGGACUGGAGCGGCCAUUUUGUGCCAUUCAAAUAACUCGAAUAAAUAAAUAAAAAUAUAUAAAGUAUUUUAAUAGUCAUUCACUUGUGCUGUACAUUCUGUUCGCAGCAAAAAUGAAAAUCUAGCCAAGUUAAGAUUACUUGAGUUAAGAAAGUUUUGAUUAAAUUUCACUUGACAAGUAAAAUUAUCGACUAAUAGAACAAGAUGAUUUCUACUACAUCUUGCUACACUUAAGAUAAGAAGAACAACAACUAUUGCACUUAAAAUGAGAAAGAAAAUGAAGAAAAUGUUGCUUGAAUUAACAAAAAGCACACGUAUUCCUUUGGUAGAUCAUUUUACUUGUCAAGUUGAAUCGACUCAAAUAAAGAAAAAUGUUCUUUUAAGUCAUUUAACUUACGUAGAUAUUACUUUUUGCAGUGUUCUCUUCUAUUACCACAUCUACAUUUGAUUAACCAGUGGCACAGAAAUGAUUCACACACAAGACCUCAGGAUGUUUCAGGUUGGAGUCUGCAGACAGCUGUUUCUUUACACAUACAAAGUGAACAGAAAAGCCUGUGUCAGCAAAACAAAUGCUUGAAAAUGAUCUGUCGAAAUUGCUGGUCAUUAACUAAAUAAAAUAAAUAAAUAAAAUGCCAAAUAACUCAAUAAUGAUGAACGGUUUGGCCAAUAUAUUGAACCGACGUUUACCCUUUGUAACAUAUUGGUGCACAGUGUAACGUUUCUUGUGGAGGUCGGCUACCGCUUUGUCUCUACUUUGAUGUUUUUGUGUUUUUUGUCUGGAAUGUUGCACACUAUGGCAUUAAACUUUUAUAUUUUUUCAA
This is a messenger RNA of Boleophthalmus pectinirostris (great blue-spotted mudskipper), 2573 nucleotides long. Its product is annotated as twist-related protein 2-like. The record is from RefSeq and is a predicted model, not a curated record. The transcript has 2 exons. Gene Ontology annotation, molecular function: protein dimerization activity; DNA-binding transcription factor activity, RNA polymerase II-specific; RNA polymerase II transcription regulatory region sequence-specific DNA binding. The coding region runs from base 258 to 878 and encodes 206 amino acids. NCBI's taxonomy places the organism in Eukaryota, Metazoa, Chordata, Actinopteri, Gobiiformes, Gobiidae. Gene Ontology annotation, biological process: developmental process; regulation of transcription by RNA polymerase II.